Molecule: messenger RNA, 1176 nt
Organism: Nanorana parkeri
Lineage: Eukaryota; Metazoa; Chordata; Amphibia; Anura; Dicroglossidae
Product: PHD finger protein 24-like
Exons: 5
Source: RefSeq, a predicted model, not a curated record
GGGUCUGCUCAUCACCUCAGGGGGGGCACGCCGCAGCCGCCGCACCAGUUUCUCAGCGCUCGACCCUGAUAACUUCUAUCCAUUUCUAUAGAGGGGGAGCAUCCUCGGGUUCUGGAAGAGGCUUGCGGAGAGAGACCACCGGCUGGACCACCAGGUGGGAUGGAGUAAGGAUACCGGCGACUGGGCUGCAGGUUUUGACGGGCAAGCCAAUGGCACAGAAGAGGGAACGCUGGAUACGUUAGACUCUGGUAGACCCCUCUGCAAAGUCAACAAGGGAGGAUGGGCGUGUUGAUGUCCAAGAGGCAGACGGUGGAGCAGGUUCAGAAGGUCAGCAUAGCAGUGUCUGCGUUCAAAGACGGGCUGAAGGACCGGCCGCCCAGCAAGAGGAAGUCCGAGGGCUGCAUCCGGAAAGGGAGCAAAGCAGAUGUUCUGGACAAGGUCCUAGAAGAGGAGAAGGAUGGAGCUGACUCAGAUAGCGACUCCCCGUGCCAGUCCCAGCCUUGGCAGGACAACCCCAUCAACCGAGUAGCCUGGGAGAGACUGCGAGAUGGCAAAGGAGUAGAACCCGAGGAGUUCGAUAAAACCAAACGUUUCACCCCACCGGCCUUCAUCAGACCUACUCGGGCUUUGAAUGACGAUGAUCCUCCGGAGAUCAGCCUGGAGCAGCGAGAGGAGAUCUCCAACGAUGAGAUGUGUGAGAUUUGUGAAGUGUGGACCGCCGAAAGUCUCUAUCCAUGCCGGAUCUGUUCUCGGGUCUUCCAUGAUGGUUGUCUGCGCCGGAUGGGCUACCUGCAGAAUGACAAUGCACUUGAGGUCACGGAAAUGGCGCAUACAGAGACAGGAUGGAGCUGUUACUAUUGUGUAAGUAGAUCUUUAUUUUCUAUGUUUCACAUAGCGCACAUAGCGCACCAUCCGGACUUUGAUCUGGCAUUAUGUGGUUUGCUUUUGAAGAUGCACUGGCAGUUCGGACCUCCAUGGGAAACCGGCACCCCCAUUUCUGACUUCAGGAAGCGGAGAAGCUUCCGCAGGAUCCCCAGGGGUGAGAUCCAGAUGUUCAUCAUGCUCAUCGACACCUCCGUGGUGCUCACGACAUCUGAUGAGACGCGAGAGAGCGGAGCCACAGAACGCCUGCUGGGAUUCCUCCCUGAAUUCAGGUUCAGCAAGGGGCAGAGCGGG